ACAGAGAGAGAGAGAGAGAGGCCACAGGAAGAGUGGAGGGAGAAAGAGAGCGAGAGGGAUAGAAGGGGGAGAGAGUCCAGGCCCAAAUAAAGCCAAGGGGGCCGGGGCUGGGCUGGGCCCCCCUCUGCUAUAAAUACGCUGGCUGCUUGGAGGUUCGGGUUCUGUGGUUGGAGCUCAGGCUGCAGCAGCCUUCCUCCAGAGAGGGUCCUCCGUGUUCUCAUCAUCCUCAUCCUGGUCGCUGGCUGCAAAGAUGCCUCGCGUGGACUCUGACCUCAAGCUGGACUUUAAGGAUGUCCUCUUCCGACCCAAGAGGAGCAGCCUGAAGAGUCGCUCGGAGGUGGACCUUCAGAGGACCUUCACGUUCCGCAACUCCAAGCAGACUUACACCGGCAUCCCCAUCAUCGCCGCCAACAUGGACACCACGGGGACCUUCGAGAUGGCCCGGGCGCUCAGCAAACACACUCUCUUCACCGCCGUCCACAAACACUACUCCGCGGAGGACUGGAGGAACUUUGCUGCUGCUCACCCAGAAUGCCUCGAGCACGUGGCCGUCAGCUCGGGGAGCGGCGUGGCGGAUCUGGAGAGGCUGUGUGCCGUUGUGGACGCCGUCCCCGCCCUCAAGUACAUCUGUCUGGACGUGGCCAACGGCUACUCCGAGUGCUUUGUGGAGUACGUCAAGACGGUCAGGGGAAAGUUUCCCAAGCACACCAUCAUGGCCGGCAACGUGGUGACGGGGGAGAUGGUGGAGGAGCUCAUCCUCUCCGGCGCUGACAUCAUCAAAGUGGGCAUCGGGCCAGGGUCCGUGUGCACGACGAGGAUGAAGACCGGAGUGGGCUACCCGCAACUCAGCGCGGUGAUCGAGUGCGCCGACUCCGCCCAUGGACUCAAAGGACACAUUAUCUCUGACGGUGGCUGUAGUUGCCCCGGAGAUGUGGCCAAGGCCUUCGGUGCAGGUGCUGACUUUGUAAUGAUGGGCGGGAUGCUGGCAGGCCACGACCAGUGCACCGGAGAGGUCACCGAGAGGAACGGCAAGAAAUACAAGCUCUUCUAUGGCAUGAGCUCCGACACGGCCAUGAACAAAUACGUGGGUGGGGUUGCGGAGUACAGGGCGUCGGAGGGAAAGACCGUGGAGGUUCCUUACAGAGGAGAUGUGGAGAACACCGUCCGCGAGGUGUUGGGAGGCCUCCGCUCCACCUGCACAUACGUGGGCGCCGCCAAGCUCAAGGAGCUGGGCAGGAGGACCACCUUCAUCCGCGUCACACAACAGUCCAACCAAAUGUUCACGGCGUAGGACACAUGCGUACGUACACACCGGUUGCAGAACAUACAUUGUCCAUGUAUUGUGUUAACAAUAGAGGGAAUAUUUCUAAAUUUACAGUUGGUAAUAAAUAAAAGAACGACAGCUAAGAUGAACCCAUUGCAUGUAAACACACUGAGCAGGAGGAGGCGAACACUUGUGCUGAGAUCCUUCUGGGAUACUAUUCUACUCAACUGUAUGUUGGAAAGAACGUGCAAAUCAAUAUGCAAGACCCAGAGACGUCACCCGUUAACGGCCAUGACGCAGGCGGGACCUUUCCUCCUCAGUGGUGCUGAUCAUUCUGUGAAUUUUAAACAACACAACAUAAUUAAGUGUGUGCAUGUGUUUUUGGUCGUGCGAGGAAGAUUGAUGAGGACUUCUGAAUGUGUGCAUCAGAAACAUGUGACAUAUUUGCAGAUAAAACAGUCACGUUUAAGUCCUCUUCAUCGAUUCCAGUGUGCCUGACAUUUACGAGUGAUGGCGUCCUGCGGCCUCUACUGUUCUUGAACUUUACACAAGGAACUUCAGGGAAAAGCCGUGUAAAGUUAACACUGUUUAAAGUCAAUUCUAAUAUACAGUACGUACGGGAAAAGAAGCACUUGAGACAGUUUUAUUGUUAUUGCAAAGAUAGAAGAAGGUGGAAAUAAAGCAAAAUUGGUGGGAUUUGGUGCAAAUUUGUUUGAUUUAAAGGAUGUUACAGGUCAGGAUUUGGGGAAAAACAAAGGUUUCUCUCAUAGAUCUAUAACCCUGAUGAAAGCCACAAGCCUAAACACACAUGGAUCAUUGGAUCAUUCGCAUGUGGUUAACUGACACUUCCUUUCAACCUGAGAGUCAGCAACCAUCUGUCAUACAACCUGUGAACGUUGUGCCGGCGGUUACCUCGUACACAUUGUUGAUGGAGCCAUUAUGUCCAAUUAUUUAUAUAAACUGAAUAUUAAGUAUGAUUAUUGAAAUGGCCAGACUCUUUAUCAACAGCAGAAAUAGUGUGUUCACUCUUUCACCGCCUGUUUUUCCUUUCGGCCAAUCGGCUUGUGUACAUGCUUCAGUAAUGCCCGACUCAGAUUUAAUCCAUCAAUAAAUGCACAACAUAUCAUGAAUCCCUGUUGCUGACUAUUAACAAAUGAUGAAGUCACUAUGGCUUUUUAUGAUUAGUUUGUCCUUAAUUAAUCAUUAAUUAAAGAAUAUAACUUUCAAACAUCAAUACACCUCGCUGUCAGAUAGCAUUUAAAUCACAUCUAUGUUGGGAUUUUUGCACAAUUUGUGUUAUAAUAGUUGCACUGUUGGAAGAAAUGUAGUCCGGCACUAAACAUAAGCCAAUUGACAAACUGAUGCCACAUAUACUUCAUACUUUUGUUCAUAAUAAUAAAACAUUUUAUUUCUAUAGCGCUAUUCAUAGGACUCAAAGACGCUACAUUAAAAUCAUCAUAUAAAGACAAAGCUAUACACGAUUUUGGUCAGACAUUGUUAAUUAGUGCAAAACAGAGUUUUAGGGGCCUUGUUGGAGUUAUAAAACACUGAGAUGCUGUAUUCUUGGUGACCGUGUCGGGAAAUGUAUAACGUGUUGCUGCUGUGUGUAUCUUUGCAAUAACAAUGUAUUCAGUACAAUAAAGACUAUUCUGUAUUU
Molecule: messenger RNA, 2921 nt
Organism: Gasterosteus aculeatus aculeatus (three-spined stickleback)
Lineage: Eukaryota; Metazoa; Chordata; Actinopteri; Perciformes; Gasterosteidae
Gene: gmpr
Product: guanosine monophosphate reductase
Biological process (GO): nucleotide metabolic process
Cellular component (GO): GMP reductase complex
Molecular function (GO): GMP reductase activity
Source: RefSeq, a predicted model, not a curated record